Suillus discolor is the source of this 2502-nucleotide messenger RNA. RefSeq lists its product as uncharacterized. The transcript is spliced from 6 exons. NCBI's taxonomy places the organism in Eukaryota, Fungi, Basidiomycota, Agaricomycetes, Boletales, Suillaceae. The coding region runs from base 1 to 2502 and encodes 833 amino acids. The record is from RefSeq and is a predicted model, not a curated record.
AUGGACGAGCCAGCAUUUGAGCUGUCAUAUGACUACUUGGCCAUUCCAGAGCUGCCUUUUCUGCAUGCAAAAGAAUGCACGACCAUGGUUGACAAGUCCGGUGUUCAUUUGCUGACGAUCAGGUAUUGCAAAUGCCCAAAUGCCGCUGCCCCGGACAAGCAGUUGUUUGCAAUGGGCAUGUUUCCGGCAUCAUUCAGUCGGCCAAAAUUGGCUUUCAUGUUUUCAGUGCUGGAUAAUUUUCUGCUCGAUAAUCUAGAAUGUGGGAUUUCAGCCAUGAAUUACUACAGUAAAUUAAGAAGAAUGACAUCUAGCAUAUUUCCGCACCUGGUCCCGGACCAAUACCGGGAAUUGAUGCAGGUAGGAAGGCAAUGGCAUCAACUAAAACUUCUCAAAUGGAACGGCUUUGCUCACAAAAGAAAACAGCCGCAUGCCAGUGAACUUGCUCUUUUCUGCCCAGCCUGUCCACAACCCAGCAUAAAUGCACCACAGCCUGCCAAAAGAGAGGAAAAUGAUCCGGAAUGGCUAUAUGCUAGAUCGCUGGUCAUGGACGGUAAUUUUAAAGCUGAACAUCUCCAUCCCACCCAUCCGGAAGACAAAGUAUGGUUGACCGAUGGACAGUGUUUCAUGGUCACUAGAGAUCAAUACAAGGCCCAUCUCGCCGGUGCCAAAGAAAAUGCCCAAAUGUCGGAAUGUAACAAUCACUGGGCUGUGAAUCAAGCAAAUGCUUCCCGACACAGACUGGAAGCUACAGGAAUUGGCGGUUGCGCAUGUGCUCGACAUGGCUGUUUCGUCCCCCAUUCCAUUGUCGAUUUUCAAAAAGGCGAACAGCACAUGAACAUGGACUAUGCUCUAUGUCACGCUUUGAGCCAUCACACCGAUGGACUCAGUCGAGCUUUGACAUUCUACGAUGUCAAUUGCCAGUAUAACAAGUAUUUCCGGCAUAGGGUAAAUGAAAGUCAACACUUAAGCAUCCCUGCUGGUAUGGAGAUCGUUCCGGGAAUAGGACUUUGGCAUGUUCAUGGGCAUCAGGACAAAUGCUAUGUUAGGUAUGCAUCUAUGUUUAUCACCAGGGCAGCCAGGAUCGACGGGGAGAUCAUGGAGACAUUAUGGGUGCCGCUGAAUAUAAUAUCUCCGUCUGCGAGAGGAAUGUCCACUCCCCAUCGGCAAGAAUGUCUCGAUUACCAAAUGAACGACUCAAAUUUUAUGAAAAUGAUCAGAAUGAGUGGUUUUCUAUGCCGGAAAUAUCGAGACACUGUGAAGGGCGUUUCCGAAAGCAUGGCAGUGUUUGAGAAGCUUACUGAAACUGCCGAUCACGUCAUGGUGGAAACAUGGGAAGAACAAGAUCGACAAGCACAAAUAAGUAGAACAUCAGAUCCUUCAGCAAUGGAUGUGUUCCAAGAGUUGGCUUUGCUGUCUUCCCGGGCCGGUAGCGGAGGAGGGAAUACAAAGUGCGGUGCUGCUACAUGGAUCGCAUCCGGCAUCACCAUAGAAGAGCUGCAAAUAUCUCUUUUGAUGGAUAUCAGGAGGUUGGGAAAACACUCCACCAAAACGCAACACUUGGAGAUUGUCAGACGUCGUACAAAGUUGCAAAGCCAGAUAGAUGAAUUUACUAUUGCGGCAGUCGCUCAUCUCGGAGAGGACUUUGAUCUGGAUGAUGACAUUAGAGAUAUGGAAAUCGAUUUCAUAAACGAUUCAGAUGGAGAUGGAGACAGGGAUACCGACAGUGAACAUGAUUCCGACGAUGAUCUGCAAGGGAAUUUCUUCCAUCCCGAGAAAGUGGUUAUACCUCUCCCAUCGAAUAUCGGCAUCAAAAGGUGUACUGAGUUGGGCGUAGCACAGCUUGUGGGCCAGGAAGUUGCACUUCGGGAAGGACAGGCCAACGACACCCUGCAAGCAAUCAGAGUCCUUUUGGCAGAUAAGGCUGUGCUCUUCCGCACCACAGUUCAUCUGGCAAAAUCUCAGGCAAAGUCAACUAGGGCAUGGACACAGGUACAUUCAGUGGAAAAGGUCAUUAGACUGCAAAUGAUGAUUUAUUCCAAAUGCUGGUUGCAACUGGGCAAUCUAGAAGCUCACAACCUAUUGGAAAAAUAUCUCCGGAUGGAGAAAAGUCAUCUCAAAGCUACUGCUGCUGUAGCCGAUCCCAAUGCUCGGGGACAAAGAAACUCCACACUUCCGUGGUUCUGGUCCCUUGAUGUUCAGGGAGAUUCCAUCAGCAGCGAUUGGAUGAAUGAAUUUUACAGGGUUCACUGGCUUUGCACCAAGGCAUUGCGUGAUCGAUGGUCGGAAGGACUGCAACUCAUUGAACAUGAAAUGGGUUGGACUCUGCGGUUUUUCCUCCACAAGGCAAGCACAUGGUUGUCACAGAUCACCCACAACGGCGAUCCACUCCCAGAAGGGCACAAAUGUUACGCAAUUUGGCAGGCCCACAUGUACCACGAAUUGGCCAAACAUGCACGUGCAAGUUUUCUCAAGGCAAAUCCAAUGUUCAAGAUGAUUCCUUGA